GUUUCGCAGGCAGGGUAGUGCAAAAGAAAACAUCACCAAACAUUAGUCACAAUUACGAAGCCGUGUGAAAUAGUUCUUUUUGUUAUCUGUAAACAGUAUGGAAACUUGCCCGUAUUUGGGGGACUGUAGUUACUCUUUUCGAUUUCCUAAAGAACCGGCAUACGGGAAAGAAAUUACAAUAAAGGCUGUUCUUCGAGAAAGUGUACAAAGAUUUUCCAUAAACUUAUGCUUGGAUCCACCGAAUCCAUGUGAGAUAGACGCUGAACCGGGAUGGAUAGCGUAUCAUUUCGGGAUAGACUUUACCGAUGAAGGUGGCAAUUGUAGAGUUACUCAACGCAGUAGAAACGUGUGCUGGGAUGAACCGUCGGUCUGCGAUGAUGAAUUUUUGAAUGGUCGAACCAUACACAUAAUUUUUCGUUUGGAUGAAGAAAAAAUAAAGGUAUACCACGAAGAUACGCAACAGGCGCCGAACUACGAAUAUAGUCCAACACUGCCAAUUCAUCUUAUACGUACCGUCGAGCUGCGAGGAGACAUAGACCAGGUGGAUGCAAUCGAACUGAAAUAUACGACAUUUCCCAAUUAGCUGUGCAUGCUGUUCAUUUCAUUGUCCAAGAACUUGGAAUAAACUAUAAGACCUGCUACCAAGUGUA
This is a messenger RNA of Armigeres subalbatus, 650 nucleotides long. RefSeq lists its product as uncharacterized. Gene Ontology annotation, molecular function: carbohydrate binding. Bases 98 to 583 code for a protein of 161 amino acids. The transcript has 2 exons. Lineage: Eukaryota; Metazoa; Arthropoda; Insecta; Diptera; Culicidae. The record is from RefSeq and is a predicted model, not a curated record.